This is a messenger RNA of Mercurialis annua (annual mercury), 1498 nucleotides long. Its product is annotated as transcription factor MYB93. Lineage: Eukaryota; Viridiplantae; Streptophyta; Magnoliopsida; Malpighiales; Euphorbiaceae. The record is from RefSeq and is a predicted model, not a curated record. Bases 49 to 1014 code for a protein of 321 amino acids. The transcript has 3 exons.
CGGAAGCAAAACACAAACAAAGAGCAUAAAUACAUAUAAUUUAGAAAAAUGGGGAGAUCUCCUUGUUGUGAUGAGAAUGGUCUGAAGAAAGGGCCAUGGACUCCUGAAGAAGAUCAAAAACUUGUUGAUUUUAUUGAAAAGCGUGGCCAUGGAAGCUGGCGAGCUCUCCCUAAGCUUGCAGGUCUUAACAGAUGUGGAAAGAGCUGUAGGUUACGGUGGACUAAUUACUUAAGACCUGAUAUCAAGAGAGGCAAAUUUUCUCCUGAUGAAGAACAAACUAUUCUUAAUCUCCAUUCCAUCCUCGGAAACAAAUGGUCAGCUAUUUCAAGUCACCUACCAGGGCGGACAGACAAUGAGAUCAAGAAUUUUUGGAACACUCAUUUGAAAAAGAAGCUAAUUCAGAUGGGUUUUGAUCCAAUGACACACCAGCCAAGAACUGACAUAUUUGCCACCUUGCCUCAUCUCAUGGCUCUAUUGAACCUAAAAGAAUUAAUGGACGCUCAUCCAUUAGAUGAACAGGCAAUGAGAUUACAAGCAGAAGCUGUCCACUUAGCUAAGCUUCAAUAUUUACAGUACCUUCUCCAAUCAGCAGCUUCACUCACCUCAAACCCUAAUUCCGACAUGGAAAUUAUUAUGAAUUUGUUGAACACAAAUUCAUUACAGAUUGAGAAUCGUUUUGGAGUUGAUCAUCCCUCUCAACCACUCCACUAUUCAAAUGUAUUACCUCAACUAUCUGACCCACAAGUCACUUUCAGUAGUUAUCAACCAUUUUUGAAUAGUGAUCAGAUGGACCAAGCUGCUGCGUCCACCUUAACUACAAUGGUCAGCCAUGGAGAUAAUCAUUUUAACCCGUCUGAUUCUUCGUGGGUUAUUCCGUCGCCCACUGAUUCUGUUCCUCCAAAUUUAACGGAGACUUCAACAAGCAUUCCCGGUGAUGCCAGCAGCACCACCACUUCUAGCUUUAAUUGGCCUGAGUUCUUUUUUGAAGACUCUGUUCUGCAUGAGAUUCCCUAGUAAUGAUGAUAUGGAACAUUUACCUAGAAGAGUUUUGGAGUUUGCUUAUACGGUAAUUAAUUUUGGGAGUCACUUAAACUUUCGGAUUAAUUUAUUUUGAUUAUUAAAUUUUCAUUUAUAUGAUUUUAACAAUUAAAUUUUAAUUUUAUUUCAACCAAAAUGAUUUGUAAUAACCAAAAAUCAUCAUUUGUUGAAAUAAAAUUAAAAUUCAAUCAUUAAAAUAAUAUAAAUUGAAAUUUAGUUAUCGAUAGAAAAUAUCUCGAAAAUUUAGUGAUUCUCUGAAUUAGUUACCCAUAUCUGCUUGAGUUUGUUGCUAUAGUAAUUAAACUUCCAUUUAUACAUACAAUAUAUCUAUGAAUGGGGUGUCCAUUUAUGCUUGUACACAGAACAGUUAUGCAUAUCUUGUAUAUACCUUAAAAAAAUUUGUUACAUUUCUACAUAAAUGUGAGAGAAGGAUCAUUUUGAUCCAUAAAUUUGUGUGGCA